Molecule: messenger RNA, 6401 nt
Organism: Xyrichtys novacula (pearly razorfish)
Lineage: Eukaryota; Metazoa; Chordata; Actinopteri; Labriformes; Labridae
Source: the annotation of a GenBank genome assembly
GGUUGACAACCUUUGUAAAAGUCAGAAGUCCGUUUGAUCCACAGAGCAUGCUGCUGUGUGCAGAAUAUUACUGGACUGUUGUAUGCAGUUGUACUUGUACAGCUAUCAGAGGUGCCAGCUUUAUAGCCAUUUUUAAUUUUAUGUAUUUGUUUUUUCAACCACAGUUAACUGUAUAGUAAUAAGUGCACGCUGCUUUAAGGGCUGGAAAAAUGAUGAAGACGGACACAGCACUUAUUUACGAUGAAGAGAUGACCAAAUACAAACUGCUCUGGAUUGAGUAAGUCCAUGAUUUUUAUCAUGUGAGGGGGAUAACCGGCUUUGUGGCGCUAAUGGCUAGCUAGUUAAUAAACAGUCAUAAAACCCUGAGCAACAUAUUUCGAGAUGGAUAUGAUGUUACACUUCAGUGAUGUUGCCGUCUCUAUUUUAGUAAACCUAAAGGUAGCUGGGGAUAAACUACUGAGGUGGUUGAGUUUGUACAACAUUUAAAUGAAAGCUCAUGACUGGAAGUUCAAACGGUGUCGUUGUUAUGGUGCUAGGAACCGAAGUCCCUGAUCGUUGUCGCAAGUCGGGUCGUUUAGCGAGGAGCAUCCAUAGUGUUUCGUUCACCUCGCUUUUGGAGGCAGAAAAUAACCAACUUACUUGACACUUUGUCUUAAAUAUCUACCCCAAAUAGUUUAUUAGUUUGUUGAUAUUUGAUAGUUUUUAAUUUUCUUUAGAAUUUUCUUUAUCCUGAUAUAGUUUAUCUAUGUUUACACUGACUGUGCACAUUGACCUAUUUUAAGUUUUAAUGCGAAAUAAUCACUGAUACAAACAUGAGCCAUCCGUCUUUGAACAAUGAGACACAAAGUUAGGAUUACAAGAUUUUUUUUUUUUUGUCUGCACUCUUUGUUAAACAUAUCAAGUUAAUAAAAAACAUAAAGAUUAAAAGGAGACCUCAGUUGUCUGGAUCAACUAAAAACACAAGAUUUUAGCAGACGGACCAAGCUAUCUGUCCAUAACUGUUUUUAGGGUCUAAAAUAAUAGAAAAUAAAAUGUCUACAUUGUGAUUUUGUGAACUUCAUUUUUAAAAUAUAAAUUAGUAUGUUCACUGAUGCAUGAUGAAGCUUGAAAGAAGUCACACAAAUGAGUGUCAACUGAAUGGAGCUCUUAAGUAUUUUUUGUUUCUCCAGCCCUGCAUGUAAGAUUGAGGUACCUGAGCGUCUGACUGUGAGCCACGAGGCGUUAGUGAAGAACGGCCUGGCUGACCGCUGUGUCUCUGUACCUGUUCGUGAGGCGACAGAUGCAGACAUUCUGCUGGUUCACAGGUCAGUGCUGGGCCAGUCCCCUGUUUUUGAUCUUUUCUUAAGCCUGAAAUAACCAGAGUCACUUGACUGUGUUUACUUAACAGUGAGGAGUACUUGGAGGCAGUAAAGAAGACCCCAAACAUGACUUUGGAGGACUUGAAAGAGUUCACCAUGCAGUAUGGUGAUGUCUACUUCCACCCAGUUAGUCAAAAUUGUUUAUGGCUAAUCUGCAGUUUGUAUAACUCAUCUGUAUCUCAUGUUGGUUUUUCAUUCAUGGUCACUUCUUUCUUUCUUGUUUUGCUCUAGAACAUCUAUCACUGUGCCAAACUGGCUGCAGGUGCUUCUCUACAGCUUGUGGACAGUGUGAUGACAGGGAAGGUGAGGAAUGGCAUGGCUCUGGUCAGGUGAGGUUAAAGAAUUAUUCUGAUAAUCAAACCAGUGCUUGGAUGACUUAAGUCAAAAUCUCUCAGUUUUGCAAUAAGGACUACUUUACUUGUGAUAUUAAAGAUUUGGAUUUUUAGUCUUAUGUAUUGAAAAGUUGAUGUCUGUUACUGUCCCAGCUGGAUUAUAGGAGCUUGAUUAUGGUGGUUGAGGUGUAAACAAACCUUGCAACUGUGAAUAUAACUGGCACAGAAAACUCAAUCAUCCAUAGUCACAAUAUGUUCAUGAAUUCUUUAUCAUUGUUUACAGACCACCAGGACACCACAGUAUGCGCAGUGCUGCUAAUGGAUUCUGUGUGUUUAAUAAUGUGGCCAUAGCAGCCCGCUACGCCAAGCAAAAACAUGGAGCUGAAAGGUAACCUUUUACUUUUCUGGUUUAUUCCUUCAGAAAUUGUAGUAGUUCUGGCUCAACAUAUUUUAACUUUUAGUGAACAUUUUUUUUGUCUUUUUCAGGGUCUUGAUAGUGGACUGGGAUAUACAUCAUGGUCAAGGUGUGCAGUACUGUUUUGAAGAUGAUCCGAGGUGAGUCUUGUCUAAAAGAGGGAGCCAUGACUUUGACCUUUUUAAAGGUGUUUUCUGACACAUUAAACUCUUCAAACCAUGUAUCACUCUGCACAGUGUGCUCUACUUCUCAUGGCACCGCUAUGAGCAUCAGAAAUUUUGGCCUCAGCUGAGAGAAUCAGACUAUGACAGUGUUGGCAAAGAGAAAGGAGCAGGAUUCAAUAUUAAUGUACCGUGGAACAAGGUCAGUCACGACAGCAAUAUCUACUUUACACCAGAAGUUAUAAUUAAUCCCUUUGAAUUCUCUGUGUCUGCUUUAUCUUUGUUCUUUCUUUGGUGCUGACUAUAAAAUUCAAAGCAUGUAAUGUAUAAAAGUAACCAACACUCGAAGAUACUUUUGAGGCUGAAACAAAAACAUGUUCCCUGAUAGUUUGCAUUUAUAAUGUCAAAUGAUAAACCGAUGAAAAAUGUGCAAAAAUGUUUUCUUAUAAAGACCAACUGUGACAUUUCAGGUGGGAAUGAAGAACAGCGACUACCUUUCAAUCUUCUUCCACGUCCUUCUUCCAGUUGCGUAUGAGGUCAGACAAUUUUGAGGAAACUCACAUUUUAGUAAGACUGUUGAUGUAUUUGUGAUUUUUUUAUAUCAACUUCUGUUUCUUUGUUGCAGUUUUGCCCAGAUCUGGUCCUAGUGUGUGCAGGAUUUGACUCAGCUAUCGGUGACCCAGAGGUAAAAGAAACAGCUGUGAUUGGGUCUUCUCCUUUUUUGCAUGCCAGUCCUGCAUGCACUGGUAUGUAAUGAGUAACAAGUGCAUAAUCAGUUGUUAUUCAGAACCACAGCUCUAAUAUGACCAACUUUUAAAAUGUUUAUCAAAGCUCCAACUAGUCUAAUUGUUCAAACCUCCUAUGAAAUAAACUGAUAUUCAUAUUGAUGUCUUUUCAUGAUGGUUGAAAGCAAACCAGUCAGUGACAAUACUGGCAAUUACAAUAUAAUAUAUAUUUUUUUACCAUGUGAGCUGGUAGGUGUCAGCCAAGCAGCUGAAGAAACAGGCAGGUUCUUAUAAUUUGAGCUAUAAAUGAUAAGUUUGACUUUUAAAGUCUUCUGGAUGAGAUUUUCAGUCAAAAGUCACGACUUAAAUAUGAAGAGGACAACAUUAACAAAAACUGCUUUGUCUACAAUAGAUUGAUGCAAACCUCAAGUUCCUCACAGCAGCUUGAAAUACACAUCUGCAGACAUUUAAUUGUGAUAAUGGGGUGAUAAAAUAAAGAGUCUUUGUCAAAUUAUUGGAACAACAUGGGAUUUUUGUUUUCAGGGUGAAAUGUGUGCGACCCCGGACAUCUUUGCCCACCUCACUCACCUGCUGAUGAAACUUGCAGGAGGAAAACUUUGCGCUGUUCUUGAGGUAAGGCAACACAUCACAGAGAUCACUUAUCAUGAACCAAAACAUAUAAGAUCACUUCAUGAACCUCUUCACAUUUAAUCACUGCCUUACUAUUGUGGAUUUAGUUUUUUUUUCUCUGUUAAGCAUCCCUUAACUGUUAUUUUUGAUUUAUGAUGUGUGCAUUGUUUCUGCAACUUUUCAUGAAGCUGGCCUGUUAAAGUUGAACAUGUGCUUCCAUCAUUUCAGGAGAAUAUUCAGUAGUAAAAGUUUAAUUGUGUAAAUGUUUUCCAGGGAGGAUACAACUUGACUUCCCUCCCCCAGUCUGUUUGUCAAACAGUUCAAACUUUACUGGGAGAUCCUGCACCUCGCCCUACAAACCUUGAUGGACCCUGUGAAAGGUCUGUCCUCCCUCAUCAGCUUAAAGUUUGUCUGACUUUAUGUUGUAUAAAUGUGAUUUAUAAUUACAGUAUAUUCAUUUUUCUCUUCAUAGUGCGCUGGAGUCUCUUCACUGUGUCCGAUCUGCUCAUAGGCGGUACUGGUCCUGCCUCAGACAUGCAGGUAGUUAUUAAAUCAUGAUGUUGACCAACACAAAGCACAAAAUGUUUGAUCUGGGCAAAUCUGUUUCAUCACCCUCUUCCCAGCUGUGUUACCCUCCUCUGAAAUCAGCACAAAGCGCAUUAAAUUAGCAGAAAAAGAAGAUGAAGAAAAGACUGAGAAUGGAGAAGAGGAGAAACAGGUUGAAGAAAAGGUGUGGCCAGAGCCCCCAAAACGUACCCCUCCUCAAAUCCAUACAGCUGUAGUCCUCCCUGAUGAUGUUACCUGCCCAGACAGAUGUAAACGCUUCCGAUCAGACGAGGAGUCUAACCCAGAAACUGUCAACAAACUCAGGUAGGAAACUGGACAAUUAAAAGUAGCAUGGGAAUGAUUUAUUCUUGGAAGAUUAGCAACUGAAUCUACUUCAUCAUGGUUUUUCCACAAACAGGGAGAACCUCCUCAAAUCUACAGAUGACAGCAGCGAUCUCACAGUCCUGUCCGGUCUUAUUACCCUCGCACAGAAGAUGGAGCAGAAUGAGGUACAGCCUGGAUCAUUCUGUUCUGUUUUUGUGAUAUGGGUUUUGCUUAGCAGACCUGCCUGCAUGAUCUAACAUUAUUAUGUUUGAUGACUUCCUCUCAGAUCUGUAAUGGCUUGGCCUUAGUCCGUGAUGUCUCCAUGGCGAUGAUGUGCCUUAUCCAGCACGCUGUAACAUCCCCCAGCAGCCGGUAUACCAGUGUUAACCUAAUUCAUGCGUACAUCACCAGGGUAGAAAAAUGAAUCAGUUGUAAAAGUAAACAGCAUUUUUCCUCUCAUACUAUCUGAAGAUGAGUUUAAAUCUUUUUCAGAUUCAACUCACUUUGUUCUUUGACAGGACUGUCACAGGACAGGACUAAAACUACUCUCUUGUUUAUGCCCCAAAAUAAACUGCAGACAAGAGAUUUACAGCUUAGCAGACAGUGUGGAAAAUCAGAUUGCCAAAAUUCUUUAAAUUAUGUGCUAUAUUGGCCGUGAGCUCAAUAGUUAUGUUUCCAUAUUUUAUGAAAAAGGCUAUUUUGUUUUCCAGAUUUCAGUCUGAUUGAGUGUGGCUCUCUCCUCAUGCAGGGUUCUGGUUGUCUGUGUUGGAGAAACAGUGGUCCCAAGUCUUGUCACUGAUGAUGGGUGAUUAUCUUUCCUUCUCCCUGCAGUAGACUUUUGAAAAAAAUGGAAAUUCACUCUUUUGAGCCAGUACAAACACAUUUAUAUUUUUUCUUCUUCUUCAAUUUUUAGAAAAACACUUCUGGUGCAGUUUACAAGCAAGAGCAAAGAGGAACAGACCAGCAAAUAUAACGUAACUGUCUGCCUGAAGAAGGUACUGUGUGUAUUAAAGAAGUAGAAACUACAUUUCAGAGGAUUUUUCUGUGUGCUCACAAAGCUGCUGGAUGUCAUUUAUGUUUGCCUCUCCUUUGUAGUAUCAAGACAAAGUAUUAAGUUUGGCCACCAAAACUGAAUUAUAUCUUUGAAUCUAAAGAAAUAAACAAACCAUUUACUUAAUUUACAUUUAUUUAAUAUUGAGUGAUGGAUGGAAACACACUCUCCAGUUUUGUUUGUCCUGCUGCAGGGCUGCAGUGACUUGUCAGGGUUCACACAGGCUGUUCUGAGCCUCCUUCUACCUCUAGGAUACGAGUACGACCCUAGUCUCGUUGUAUUAGUUCGGAUGGCAGAUAGUGGUCUUUGUGACAGUAUGUGGCAACAGCUGAUUGGCCUGCUGCAGGGCCUGGCACAGGGACGGACACUGGUACUCAUGCAGGUAAGCACUUAAAUCAUCCCUUAAUGAUACAAGUACUAUAUCAUCCUUAUUCUACGUCUUUGAAUAAUGGUACUAUUUUUAAUUUUAGGACACUGAGAAAGCUUGUGUUGGCGUCACAGCCUCCUCUCUCCAUGGGGAUGCUGCCCCCUCUGUGGGGAAGCUUCAUGCACCUCUACCUGAGGAUGUGGAGGUGAUGGAGAGGCUGAGAAACACAUUGCAGGUGGACUGGAAGCUCCUGCAGACUACAGGUGAGUUCAUGGGAGAAGUGUCACAUAUGAAAAAUGGCAUAUUAUCAGGCAUCCUUGGACUUUUCUGAGUCCUGCUAACUGCAAUUUUCACCUCCUGACAAACAGCACCAGAAACUGGACGAGGAGAUGAACACUGAAGAUGAUUUUGCUAUUUUCUGUAGAAAACUAAUCUGAAUAAAAUUUUGUAUAUUUGAACUAACUUUUUUAUUAAACAUAUACUGCCCUGAAA